This is a messenger RNA of Mycosarcoma maydis (corn smut), 2061 nucleotides long. Its product is annotated as putative ATP-binding cassette Fe/S cluster precursor transporter. Gene Ontology annotation, molecular function: ATP binding; ABC-type transporter activity; ATP hydrolysis activity. Gene Ontology annotation, cellular component: mitochondrial inner membrane. NCBI's taxonomy places the organism in Eukaryota, Fungi, Basidiomycota, Ustilaginomycetes, Ustilaginales. Gene Ontology annotation, biological process: transmembrane transport; intracellular iron ion homeostasis. The record is from RefSeq and is a predicted model, not a curated record. Bases 1 to 2061 code for a protein of 686 amino acids. The transcript has a single exon.
AUGGCCGCAGACCGAGAUGGCGACCAUGUCCCUAAGCAUCAAGCGAAAAUGCUACCAGGUAGCGCUUCUGACAAGAUUAUAGCAGCCGCAUCACCAGCUUCCAAGUCUGCAUCUUCACCCGCCCAAAAGAAGCAACCUGAUGGAGACGACCCACUCAACCUCAAUUCCCGAGAGAAGACCGUUAAGGAGCAGCGCUUGGUGGAUUGGGCCAUUAUCAAAAAGCUCAUCCAAUAUGUGUGGCCCAAAGGUGACUUUGGUACCAAGCAACGCGUCGUUCUCGCUCUUGCACUCCUCAUUGGCGGAAAACUGCUCAAUGUUCAGGUGCCCUUUUUCUUCAAAACCAUCGUCGAUCGUCUCAACGAUGUCGUCAAUGCACCACUCGAUAUGUCCAAUCCUAACACCGUGUGGGUCGUUGCCGGAAGUGCCGUUCUUGGAUACGGUCUUGCUCGUGUAGGUGCGGCCGCCUUUUCCGAGCUACGAAACGCUGUGUUUGCCAACGUGGCACAGAGGUCGAUUCGCCGCGUUGCCAAGUCGGUCUUCACCCACUUGCUGGCACUAGAUCUUGGCUGGCAUUUGACACGCCAGACCGGUGGUCUGACUCGGGCGAUCGAUAGAGGUACUAAAGGUAUCUCGUUCCUGCUCACCAGCAUUGUUUUCCACAUAGUGCCCACAGCGCUCGAGAUCUCGAUGGUCUGCGGUAUCCUAUCGUACAAAUGCGGUCCAAGUUUUGCCGCGGUGACAGCGAUCACCAUGGCUGCAUAUGCUUGGUUCACCAUCCGCACCACUUCCUGGCGUACACGUUUCCGCAAAGAGGCCAACGCAGCUGACAACCGCGCCGCAACUACGUCGGUCGACAGUCUGCUCAACUACGAAGCCGUCAAGUACUUUAACAAUGAAAAGCACGAGAUCGCCAAGUACGAUGCCGCGCUCGCUGACUACGAAAAGAGCUCGAUCAAGGUCGCUACGUCGCUGGCCGCGCUCAACUCGGGUCAGAAUGCCAUCUUCAGCACCUCGCUUACCGUGAUGAUGCUGCUGGCAGCGCAGGGUGUCACGAAUGGGACCAUGACGGUCGGAGAUUUGGUCAUGGUCAAUCAACUCGUCUUCCAGCUCUCCUUGCCGCUCAACUUCUUGGGUACCGUGUAUCGAGAGCUAAGGCAGAGCUUGGUGGAUAUGGAGACCAUGUUCAAUUUGGAAAACGUCAACGUUGCUGUCAAGGAGGACAAGAAUGCUCCUCCGUUGAAGGUGAGUGGUGGAGAAAUCAGGUUCGAGAAUGUCACAUUUGGGUACCAUCCCGAUCGACCGAUCUUCCGGAAUAUCUCGUUCACCGUUCCGGCCGGAUACAAGACUGCUUUCGUGGGCCCAUCCGGGUGCGGGAAGAGUACGAUUUUCCGUCUGCUGUUCAGGUUCUACGAACCGCAAUCAGGCAAGAUCUACAUCGAUGGACAGGACAUUACCAAGGUUUCUCUCGAAUCGCUUCGACGGCACAUCGGAGUUGUACCGCAAGACACGCCGCUGUUCAACGACGACAUCCGACACAACAUUCGCUAUGGUCGAUUGGACGCCUCGGACGAAGACGUCGAAAAGGCUGCACGUGCGGCAAAGGUGGACCAGAUCGUACUCAAUCUUCCCGAAGGCUAUAGUACUAAAGUCGGAGAACGAGGUCUGAUGAUCAGUGGAGGUGAGAAGCAACGUCUAGCGGUUGCGAGGUUGUUGCUCAAGAACCCCUCGGUGCUGUUUUUCGACGAAGCCACUUCCGCAUUGGACUCGUACACCGAGACCGAGCUGAUGCGAAACAUCCAUGCUACGCUGCUAGCGGAUAAGAAGACAGCGAUCUUCGUUGCGCAUAGAUUGAGGACAAUUAGCGAUAGCGAUUUCAUCAUUGUCCUUCAGGGCGGUGGUGUCAAGGAACAGGGCACGCAUGAUCAACUCAUGGAUAGCAAGGGCUUGUAUUGGGACCUGUGGCAGGCUCAAUCCACCGUAGGCGUCGGUCAUGGUGCAGGCGCCAACGAGCACCUGCAAGACUUGGAGCGCGAUCAAAAUUCAUCCACAACACCAAUGUAG